Plasmodium coatneyi is the source of this 1716-nucleotide messenger RNA. RefSeq lists its product as uncharacterized. The record is from RefSeq and is a predicted model, not a curated record. NCBI's taxonomy places the organism in Eukaryota, Apicomplexa, Aconoidasida, Haemosporida, Plasmodiidae. The transcript has a single exon. The coding region runs from base 1 to 1716 and encodes 571 amino acids.
AUGAGCGGCGUUGAGGAAGCCCCCAGGGAGGGUGUAAUGGCCGACAGUGUAUGUGGUGGUGCACAAAGGCAUCUGCAGGGAGGUGUGCACGUGGCAACCCUGGGAGGAGAAGGCAUCGAAAAACAAGGAGUUCACACAUAUGUGAAUCUAGACGGAAUGAAGGACCAGGCAACAACGAAGGAGGGGCAGGACAGGGAAGUAAUAACCAUUCCUGAUGGAAACAACCCUCUGAUGGAACUGCAGCCAUGUGGACCUCCCGAAGUUUGCAAUGCAGUUAGUUGCAAUGUGGUUAGUUGCAAUGCAGUUAGUUCUAAUGCGGAAUGCAAAGGUACAACCAGGCCAAAGGUGGACCACGCCAGGAAGACGAUAGCCAAUGCGAAGGAGAUCCUGCGAAACAGCGAUCAGUGCGUGACGAGCGAGUCCAAGUUGGAGGCGGAUGAGCUGAAUGACAUAGCAGAAAUAUUGCAGAACAAGGAUGGUGAAAUGGCCCCAGUUGGCUACCCCCCCACGGGGGAAACGAACGACGCAAACAUGACGGCUCUGUUUGAAAACUCCAACUCGUCUCUUCCAUUUAUAAUCAAGGGCAUGUCAGACACGUUAGAUCAUAUCCUCUCAGUUGACAAAACGAAAAGUAAAAACAAAAACGAACUCAUACAAGUCGUGCAGAACGCACACAUGCUCCUCCGGUCGAACUACAAUCUUGUCCUCAAGUGUGACUCGAACUUAGCUAUUAUCGUAAAAAAGAUUAAAAGGCUGUAUAGGCUUUAUAGGAAGUUAGGUAGACCUGCACGCAUGUCUAGGAAGGAGCAAACUCUUCUUGGGGGUACUAAUAGUAACCAUGGGGAUAGCACCAUAAAAGGGAUAAACCCAACCGAACAGGAUGCACCUCACCAGGGGGAUGGAAACAGAAAGGAUGAUGAGCCAAUUGAGGGGGUUCCCACGCAAAAUAAUGGUAAUACGUGUUGUUCUGUCCAACGGGGGGGCAAAGAGGAGCAGAGAAACGUCCCUCCUGGUGUUGCUUCACGAGUUGGAUGUGGGUACAGUUCGAACGUUGGGGAGGCCGACCUGCAGGUGGAUCCCCCAUGUGGGGAAUUGAAACCUGAUGGGGGAAAGGAAAACGAAAAAGAGACCCUGCUCAACGGAAAACCGCUUGAGGAGGUAGUCCCACCUGCAAAUGUAGGUCUAGACCAGGGGCUUCCAUAUAUGCACCCUGACGUAACCACCGUAAAGGACUGCCCCCAAGGUGACACACAAAAAGAUAGCAAUUGCGUGGGAAAGGAAGAAUGCCCGAUGAGUCCAAAAAAAUUAAGCUACGCGUUCGUUAAGGGUGAAGAGGAGCGGAAUUAUAAAAACCUCACGAGCAUUGACUCCAAGUCGACAGCCAUGUCCAACCACAAGGAGGAUGCGUGGUCGUCGAUCGGGACGGACGAGAGAAAAAAAAAAAAAAAAACGCAACGGGAGCGAAAAGGGGGGAAGACGGAGAAUGCGGAAAACGUGGAAGAAAUGCACCACGCGCAGAGUUCAACGAAGGAACGAAACAAAAACAAAAAAAAGGAACGAGAAAAAAAGAGAAUUCUGCGUGAGUUGAGCAAGCUGAAUUCGCUGUUCUUCUUAACAUUCAACCACAAGGGGGACAUUAUAAACUACCUGCACAGGGAGAUACGAUCGAGCAUUUCGGAGUUCGAUGCGGCGUACCAGCUGUAUUUGUCCAGGUAG